CGUGGAGGCGGCCGGCGCGCUCCUGGGCCUCUCGGUCUGCCGCUGGCCGGGCGCGGCGGCGGCGCGCUUCGCCGCCGCCCGGGCCCAGCGGCCGGCAUGGGGCUGGCUGGCAGGCCACCUGGCGCCGCGGCAGGGGGCCGCCUGGGGCCAGAAGGCCAGCGUGCGCGCUGCGGGGGCCGAGCCGGUCCCGAACAUGCUGAACCUGGACGAGGAGACCCUCGCCCUGCACCAGAGGUACCACGAGAAGACCAUCGAGUACAUCGCGCAGAACCUGGAGUGGGUGGAGAGCAAGGCGUACGAGAUGGACAGCGGCCUCACGGAGCGUGAGCAGGCACUCAUCGACGAGGGCGCCUCCGCCCGCCUGCGGCGCUGGCCCCGGCUGCACGAGGUCGACCAGCACAGGGUCCGGUUUGGCUCCGGGGAGAGGCAGGCGUUCUGCACCGGAGGCGACGGGGCCGCCCUGGGCGACCCCGCCGACAACGUCUUCGUGGUCAGCCUGCCCCGGCGGCCCACCCGCCUGCGCCGGGCUCUGGACCAGCUGUGGGCCGCCGGCAUGCACGCGACGGUGGUGGACGCGGUGGACGGCGACGCCAUCAGGAGCCAGCAGGACGUGCUUGGCGUGCGCCCUCUUCCAGGCUACGAUUCCGGGCACGUCAACCACGACAUGCCGCUGACCACGGGGGAGGUGGGCUGCUUCAUGAGCCACUUCUCCGUGUGGCACACCAUGGUGGAGCAGGGCAUCCCCUCCGCGCUCAUCCUGGAGGACGACUUCGACCUCCAGGAGGACUUCGCGCGUCGGCUGGGCUGCUGCCUGGAGGAGGCCCGAGGGGAGGACUGGAACCUCUUCUUCCUCGGCCGCAGCCCCGUCGAGGCCGACGUGCGGCGGGUCUCGGGCAGCGUCGUCCAGCCCGGGUAUGCCCUCUGGACGGUGGGCUACCUCCUGCGCCUGGACGGGGCACGCGCGCUGCUGGACGCGCAGGUGCAGCGCUGCGUCGCGCCGCUGGACGACUUCUUCUCCGUCGCCAUGGGGCGCGGCGCGGACGGGUGGUACAACGACAGGGCGCCGGAGUGGCGACGGCACGUCCCGGUGGUGCUCCGGGCGCUGGCGUCGUCGCCGCCGCUGCUGAUGCCCUACGCGGGCUCCCUGAUACGAGAGGCGACACGGCAGCGCGCCGCGCGCGCGGCCCCCGCGCCCCCCCGCGGCCCCUUCGGAGACGCCCCCGCGCCGCGAGACGUGCGCGAGGGGGGGGCCUCUGGGCUGUUUUUUUCGGCCUCCGCUGGGCGGCCCUCGCCGGCCCCCCACAGAGCCGUCCACGGGAACAAACGGCUCGGGAGGCACCGCCCCGUCCCGGGGAAGGGGGUCGCGACCUCCUUCUGA
This is a messenger RNA of Prorocentrum cordatum, 1378 nucleotides long. The record is from the annotation of a GenBank genome assembly. Lineage: Eukaryota; Dinophyceae; Prorocentrales; Prorocentraceae.